Prorocentrum cordatum is the source of this 888-nucleotide messenger RNA. NCBI's taxonomy places the organism in Eukaryota, Dinophyceae, Prorocentrales, Prorocentraceae. The record is from the annotation of a GenBank genome assembly.
AUGUACCGCUUCGACGAGUUCAAUGAUGCAGCACCUGGCGCACCACGAUCGCUGGCAGUGGGCAUGAGUGGCUACCUCAAGAAGUUGGCAUGCCGCUUCAGGGAGGAGUGCGGGGAGCUUCUACCUCGAGUGACGUCUCCGUUCAUUUCCGACACGGAGUGGGUUGAUUCAUCCGAGGGUCGUGGGCGGUUCCAGGCAAAUUGCGCCAGCUACGUCGCAGCCAUUCUUUUCUCGGCGCGGGUGUGCCGCUCGGAUUGUACUACGGCCGUCCAAAAACUAUGCACGCAGAUCAGUUGUUGGUCGGUUGCUGCGGAUCUCGCCCUGGUCCGCCUGAUGGCAUACAUGGAGUGCGAGCCGGACCUGGAGUUAGUGGGCACCCUGGCGCCAGAGGACGCGACCGACCUGGAGAUCAACGUGUGGCACGACGCGGAAUGGAACCGGGAUGCUUCGACCACGAAGAGGCCGAGUGGCUUGUUCGUCGAGCUGCACUCGCCGACAAGUGGCCGCACUUUCCCGUUGGUGUGGAAAACGUCCCUGCAGACAGCGACCGCGAGUUCCAGCGCGGAGUCGGAGACUGUUUCGCUCUCUGCUGGGUUGCGGCAGGAGGCGCUCUCAGUUCAAAAGCUUUUCGAGGUCUUGUUGGGCAGGCGUCUGUUGUUGCGCUGCCAGGUAGACAACACUCAGGCGGUGGCCGCGGCGAAGAAGGGCUAUAGCAAGCGCCUUCGGCACCUGAGCCGGACCCACAGGUGCAGCCUUGGAGUCCUCUGCGAGCUGAUCGAGGACAAGGAUGCUUGUGAACAGCGGGGUGACCUGUUCACGAAGGCCCUGCUUUCGGCGGCAUUCGUGAGAGCGCUCGAGCUCGUCGGCAUGAGGCGGCCAGCGCUGUGA